AUGAUGUUAGAUGGCGGCGCGGUCGAAGGCGUGCUUUACCUCGCCGAUUCCUAUAAGAUAACACAUCACAGCCAAUACCCAGCCGGCACUUCCUACGUCUACAGCUAUUUCGAGUGUCGAGGCGGUAAAUUCCCAGAGUACAUCAUCAAGCGCUGGUUGUCGGGCCAAGUGGUGACGAAGGAACAAGUGCUUGAGGCGAAGGAAUUUUACAAGGAACAUUUCGGAAGCGACUAUUUCAAUGAAGAAGGCUGGAUGUACAUUGUUGAGAAACACGGAGGCCGGUUGCCACUUCGCAUCUGCGCGGUCCCUGAGGGCUCGGUGGUGCCGGUGAAGAACGUGCUGUUCACCGUCGAAAACACCGACCCGGCCGUCCCAUGGCUCACUAAUUGGUUUGAGACGCUCCUCGUCCAGGCUUGGUACCCGAUCACCGUGUGCACGAACUCGCGCGCCCAGAAGGAGAUCAUUGCUAGGUAUUUAAUUGAGACGUCGGACUCGCUGGAAGGGCUUCCCUUCAAGCUGCACGACUUCGGUUAUCGCGGCUCGACGGCAGUGGAGAGCGCUAGCAUCGGAGGUGCCGCCCAUAUGGUCAAUUUCCAAGGCACGGACACGAUUGCCGGGCUUCGAAUGCUAAAGAAGUAUUAUGACUGCCCUAUGGCCGGCUUCUCGGUGCCAGCCGCAGAGCACAGCACGAUAACUACUUGGCAGAAAAGCGGUGAAGCCGAUGCGUAUCUGCACAUGCUCAAGCAAUUCCCCGGCGGGCCCGUUUCCGUCGUGUCGGACAGCUACGAUAUCUACAACGCCGUGGCCAACAUUUGGGGCAAGCAACUAAAGAAUGCCGUGAUUGAGCGCGCGCCUCGAGGGAUGCUAGUGAUCCGCCCUGAUUCCGGGGAGCCGGUGAAGGUGGUGCUUGAGGUUCUCAAUCUGCUCUCCGAAAAUUACCCAAUAACGAUCAACAAGAAGGGCUACAAGAUGCUCCCGCCCUACCUCCGCAUCAUCCAGGGCGACGGUAUUUGCUACGAGACGAUUGAAGAGUUGCUCAACAAGCUUAAGAAAGCCGGCUGGUCAACGGACAACGUUCUGUUUGGCACCGGGGCGGCUCUGUUGCAGAAAGUGAACAGGGACACGCUUAGAUGUGCCUUCAAAUGCAGCCAUGUGGUUGUCAAUGGGGAGGAGAUUGACGUCUACAAGGACCCGAUCACCGACCACGCCAAGCAAAGCAAGAAGGGUCGGCUGACGCUAGAGCGCAACGAGGCCGGCGAGUGGCAAACGUUCCAGGAGGGGCGAGGCGACGUUGGAAAGGAUGAGCUCAUCCCCAUCUUCGAAAACGGAAAACUCCUCGUCGACUGGACCUUGACCGAGAUCAGGGCGCGCGCUGAGCUGGAUUGUGUUCGACAGGCGCAGAGCACCGAAACGAACGGAGUCAAUGGUAGCGACAGCCAUCCUUGCGAGCUGGCCGCCGAA
Mesorhabditis spiculigera is the source of this 1461-nucleotide messenger RNA. Lineage: Eukaryota; Metazoa; Nematoda; Chromadorea; Rhabditida; Rhabditidae. The record is from the annotation of a GenBank genome assembly.